This is a messenger RNA of Bombina bombina (fire-bellied toad), 3969 nucleotides long. RefSeq names its product ring finger protein 103 (gene RNF103). The transcript is spliced from 4 exons. Lineage: Eukaryota; Metazoa; Chordata; Amphibia; Anura; Bombinatoridae. The record is from RefSeq and is a predicted model, not a curated record. Gene Ontology annotation, molecular function: ubiquitin-protein transferase activity. Bases 1524 to 3536 code for a protein of 670 amino acids. Gene Ontology annotation, biological process: late endosome to vacuole transport; endosome transport via multivesicular body sorting pathway; protein transport. Gene Ontology annotation, cellular component: endoplasmic reticulum; multivesicular body; ESCRT III complex.
GGUCAGCAGCCCUGUGACGUCACUGUUGCUGUGUCGCUGCUUUGCUUGCUGCCCUGCUAUACCAGUUUCGCGCUCCCCCCUGGCCCGGGUUGGGAACAUUAUAUUGGUAGACGCGCUUCUAAGGAUUUCAGAGCUUGCGAAAGAGUUACUAACAUCGCAGGCCUUUUUGGGACCCUCUCACCCGGGGAGGCGGAGUGUGAAGGUCUCUAGUGACAGAAAGGGUAAAGAUCCUGUGAGCAGCAGCAGUCAGAAGGUGCCCUGUCACAAAGGAACAGGAGCCUUGUAAGUGUGAGCUGCCUGUACCUAUAAGAAUCCUGUCUAUGAGAGCAUCUUGCAACUAGAAGGUCCCUUUCAGUAUGACCAUCCUGCAACUAUAAGGGUACCGUGACAGUAUUCUGCAGACAGAGGGGCCCUGACGUUCUAGCCAUCCUGCAGCCAAAGAGGCCCUGUUAUUGAGACCAUCCUGCAACCAAAGGGGGCCUAUCAUUGAGACCAUCCUGCAGCCAAAGAGGCCCUGUCAUUGAGACCAUCCUGCAACCAAAGGGGGCCUAUCAUUGAGACCAUCCUGCAGCCAAAGAGGCCCUGUCAUUGAGACCAUCCUGCAACCAAAGGGGGCCUAUCAUUGAGACCAUCCUGCAGCCAAAGGGGGCCUGUCAUUGAGACCAUCCUGAAGCAAAAGGGGACCUGCCAUUGAGACUAUCCUGCAGCCAGAGGUCCUAUCAUUAAGAUCACCCUGUAGCCAAAGGGGCCGUGUGGUUUGAGGUGAUCCUGCAACCAGUGUCUUUGUCAGAUCAUUCUGCAGCAAGAGGGGGCCCUGUUAGUGAAAUAUUCCUAUAGCCAGAAGGACCCUGAUAGUGACACUAUCCUGCAGCCACACAGACCUUGUUAGUGAUUCUGUAAGAUCAUUUAGAAUACUCUGCUGCCACAGUGACAGUUUCAGUGAGAGAAUCUAGCAGCCAGAGAAACCCAAUGAAUGUGACCACGCUGCAGCAAAAGUAGUUUAGACAUUGCAAAGGGUCUUGUGAGUGCAUUGGCCUAUAGACAGGCCUUUCAGUAAGUGUGAGCACCCUCCAGCCGGUUCUGCUUCCUUCUACUUUAGCCUGAACAUUUCUGAAUUGUUAUUGCUGUCCAUGAAUUGAUUAAACUAAAUCAUGUUGUCUAGGCUCACAUUUGUUAAAUCACCCAGUGGCAGAUUAUAAAUGCCUCAGCAGGGCCAGCCCCACACAUUGUAUAGCCGUCAAUUAUCCCAUCAUUGUAUUAACAAUGCUGCGUUACAUGUGUGAAUCAAUAAGCCAAGCAGCAGAUUAUUGAAGUUUGUUUACUUUAGGAUUGUGGGAAUGAAGCGGAUGAAUCGUAUACCUGCCACUCACACUUAAGACGCCUUAAAUUAGUGGGUUAGUGAUUGUUGGGGUGCUCAGCUGGGUUGUGCCGUUACCCAGUUUUGGGGUUGUUGGGUCCAGUCCUGCUAGUGAUCUACCGCAAUUUACAGCAUUGGAAACUUCAAAACUGAAGACACUUGCAAGAUGUGGCUCAAGCUAUUUUUCCUACUAUUGUAUUUCCUCAUUCUUUUUGUGCUGGCCAGGUUUUUUGAGACCAUAGUGUGGUAUGAAUCAGGCAUCUUUGCCAGCCAGUUGGUGGACCCUGUGACUUUAAGCUUUCGGCAGUUAAAGACCAUCUUGGAAUGCCGGGGGCUGGGGUAUUCAGGCUUACCAGAGAAGAGAGAUGUCAGAGAGCUGGUGGAGAAAUCAGGGGAUCUUCUGGAGGGUGAGUUGUACUCAGCCCUGAAGGAAGAAGAGGCCUCUGAAGCAGUAUCCAGUACCAAUUUCAGUGGUGAAAUGCACUUUUAUGAACUUGUAGAAGAUACAAAAGAUGGAAUCUGGCUGGUGCAGGUGGUUGCAAAUGACAGAAGUCCUCUUGUGAGCAAAGCCCACUGGGAGAAAAUGGUGAAAAAAGUAUCAAAAUUUGGUAUCCGCACAGGAACCUUCAACUGCUCCAGUGAUCCUAGGUACUGCAGGAAGAGAGGUUGGAUCAGAUCAACCCUUAUCAUGUCCGUACCUCAGACAAGCACUUCUAAAGGGAAAGUAAUGCUAAAAGAGUACAGCGGGCGUAAAAUUGAAACCGAGCAUAUUUUCAAAUGGAUUACUGCCCAUGCUGCUUCACGGAUCAAGACUAUUUACAAAUCUGAACAUCUGAAAGAUGAAUGGAACAUUAGUGACCAAUACAAGGUCAAGCUGUUCCUGUUUGCAAACCUUGAUCAGCCGCCAGCUUUCUUCUCUGCCUUAAGUGUUAAGUUUACUGGAAGAGUAGAGUUUAUUUUUGUAAAUGUUGAAAAGUGGGAUAAUAAAAGCCACUUGGAAGAAAUUGGCAUAUUUAGGACACCCUCCUAUGUUCUUAAGACUCCAGAAGGAAUAUACAAAUAUGGCAAUAACACAGGAGAAUAUCCAUCUCUCCGUGCCAUGGAUGCUUUUUUACGUUCAUUGCAACCAGAAGUAAAUGACUUGUUUGUUCUGAGCUUAGUUUUGGUUAAUCUUAUGGCGUGGAUGGACCUGUUCAUUACUCAAGGAGCCACCAUUAAAAGAUUUGUGGUUCUUAUAAGCACUUUAGGAACAUACAACUCCUUGUUGAUCAUUUCUUGGCUUCCUGUGUUAGGUUUUUUGCAACUGCCUUACCUGGAUAGUUUUUAUGAGUAUAGUUUAAAACUACUCCGUUAUUCAAAUACAACCACUUUAGCUUCAUGGGUGAGGGCAGAUUGGAUGUUUUACUCAUCUCAUCCUGCACUCUUUCUUGGCACUUACCUUGGUCACGGUUUGCUUAUUGACUACUUUGAAAAGAAGAGACGCCGUAACAAUGCUGAUGAACUAAACGCCAAUAACCUGGAGUGGUUGUCUAGCCUUUGGGAUUGGUACACAAGUUAUUUGUUUCACCCAAUUGCUUCCUUUCACCAUUUUCCUAUUGACUCAGACUGGGAUGAUGACCCUGACUUGUUUCUUGAGCGAUUAGCAUUCCCAGAUUUAUGGCUUCAUCCUCUUAUUCCAACAGAUUACAUUAAGAACCUACCAACCUGGCAGUUCCAAUGUUCCACUUCCAACACUGAGGACAGUUCUGAAGGAUCACAAGAAAGUGAUGAAUCUGAGUCUGAGAGCACUUGCAAGAAAGAACUAUUUGAACACGAAAGUAGUAACCUUAGUUGCACAGAUGAAUCUGCAUCAGAAUGCACUAACCACACUUGCUCAUGUUCCAGCAAACCUAGGAACUGUAGCCCAUAUGGACCUCAUUGCACAAAGAAUGACACGGAACCAAACUGGCAUGCUUGGCCAGAUAAUAUGUUGCACUGUACGGAAUGUGUUGUAUGCUUAGAGAAUUUUGAAAAUGGUUCUUUACUUAUGGGUCUACCAUGUGGGCACGUGUUUCAUCACAAUUGCAUAGUAAUGUGGUUGGCUGGAGGGAGACAUUGCUGCCCAGUCUGCCGCUGGGCAUCAUAUAAAAAGAAACCUUGUGCACGUCGGCAGCCUUUGUUGACUAACCCCGUUUCCUAGCCCUGAGUAUAUUUCUGCCUGUAAGCUUCCCAGUCUGUAGCUGCUUGUAUCUGUUAGAGACUUCAGUGGCUUAAUGUCCAGUUCCAAUCGUUGUACAGUGAACUAAUAUAUAAUAUGCUGUCAACUCAUUCUGUUGCGUUAAAUGUGAAUGCAUAUAAAUUAACAAUCACAUCCUAUUCUUAUUUAAGUUUGCAUUCUAAGAUUGGUUAAUCUUCAUUUUUUACUUUAAAAGAAAAUUGGCUGUUGAUUAUUUUAUUACUUUGAAUUACUACAUAACUUCUUGUAUUUUUUUUAUAUGUUGCUGCAUUGUGUAUGUUCAUUUAGUCUGGAUAUAUAUAUAUGGUAUGUCAUCAAUUUAAAUAGAUAUUUGAGACACCUUAAAAACUAAUUGUUUAAGAACACAGAUUAAAAAAAAAAAAUAUCUGCUAUAAAA